AUGGCUUCCGGGUACGAAGACGUCAUGGCCUUGGACGAUAACAUGUCCUCGCACAACACAUCUGGCUCGGCCUCCGCUGCGGGCCCGUCGGGAUCCUCGUCGACCUCGCGCCAGGCCCGUGUCAAGAGGAAGAAGAGCAUCAAGUCCGAAACCUCGAUCGAGCUCAAGGGGCCCAUGGAGGUCGACGGCUCCAUCAAGUCCAUGGGAGGCGUCGCCUUCUCGGGCGACUUCGCCGUCAGAGACAGGAUCGAGGCGUACGGCAACAUCGACGUCCACGGGAACCUGACCUGCAAUAGCAAGAUGAAGUCCUUUGGAAACGUCAAGAUAAACGGCAGCGGAGUUUGCAGGGACAAGGUCAAGAUCUUCGGGAAGUUGAAUAUAACGGGCACGUUUGAGGCACAGGGCGCCAUCGAGGUGUGGGGUGCUGUUACCAUCGACGGAUACAUGAAAUGCAAAUCCUUGACCGCGUACGGAUCUCUCACCACCGUUGGGGACCAGUCAUGGUAUGAGGUCGAAGAUGAUGAGACGGUCUGGGGAGCCAAGUUAAUACAAAGGGACGGCUUUGAGGGUUAG
Phialemonium atrogriseum is the source of this 573-nucleotide messenger RNA. RefSeq lists its product as uncharacterized. The record is from RefSeq and is a predicted model, not a curated record. Bases 1 to 573 code for a protein of 190 amino acids. Lineage: Eukaryota; Fungi; Ascomycota; Sordariomycetes; Cephalothecales; Cephalothecaceae. The transcript is spliced from 4 exons.